CGACUAUUAAAGAAGUGGGUCGAGUUACGACUAUCACUGAACUUCAAACAGUUUUCAGAUUAUGGCGAUAUUAUUGACAAUCUGUGAAUGAAUUAAUUGCAAUCUAUAGAAAGUUCAUAAUAAAUCUAACAAAAGACAGAUACCGAUCUCCAAAAAUGGCACCAAAGAAACCAGCCCAUGAAGUCACUCCCACAAAAAUCAAAUUCAAAAACGACUCCAUAAAAAUCAAAUUAAACAAGAAGAAAUCAUCCUCUUCAUUGAAUUUGAACUCAACCCCAGUAGCAGCAGUUGAAAAAACAAUUACAGCGGGUAAUAGUAACACUAACAGCAGUGAAAACAGAGGCAUUGAUUCUGAUUGGUGGAUUUCUUUUUGGGAAAAAAAUUCCCCCUUUUGUGGUUCAAGUGAAGAUGAGGAAGAAGGAUUCAAGUACUUUUUUCGGGUAUCAAAGAAGACAUUUGAGUAUAUAUGUUCUCUUGUAAGAGAAAAUCUCAUUUCACGCCCACCUUCAGGUCUUAUCAACAUUGAGGGAAGACUUCUCAGUGUCGAGAAACAAGUUGCAAUUGCUUUAAGAAGAUUAGCAUCAGGCGAAUCUCAAGUUUCUGUAGGCGGGUCUUUUGGAGUUGGCCAGUCGACGGUUUCUCAAGUCACUUGGAGGUUCAUAGAAGCAAUGGAGGAGCGUAGCAGACACCAUUUGAAGUGGCCCAAUGAUGAUGAAUUGCUGAAAAUUAAAUCAGAAUUUGAAAAAUCGUUUAACUUGCCUAACUGUUGUGGAGCCAUUGAUGCAACUCACAUAGUUAUGACCCUUCCGUCUGUUCAAACUUCAGAUGAUUGGUGUGAUGAAGUUAAAAACUACAGUAUGUUGGUGCAGGGAAUAGUUGAUGACAAAUCAAGAUUUCUUGAUAUUGUAACGGGUUGGCCUGGUGGCAUGACUAUUCCGAAGCUUCUAAAGUUUUCAGGUUUUUACAAACUUUCUGAGAAGGGUGAGCGUUUAAAUGGGAAACCAAUGUCGUUAUCUAAUACAUCCGAGAUUAGAGAAUUUAUAGUUGGUGGAGCUAAUUAUCCACUGCUUCCAUGGUUGAUAACCCCUUAUCGUGAAAGUGAAAGUGAUGCAAUGUCGGGUUUCAAUAUGGUCCAUGAAGCUGCAAGAUCACUUGCUGUGAAGGCCUUUUCACAAGUAAAAGGAAGUUGGAGGAUUCUUAAUAAGGUUAUGUGGAGACCCGAUAAAAAGAAACUUCCUAGCAUCAUUGUGGUAUGUUGUUUGCUUCAUAACAUAAUCAUAGAUUGCGGUGAUCAUAUUAAUUCAGAUGUUCCUUUGUCAUCCCAUCAUGAUUCAGGGUAUACCGAAAAAUGGUGUAAGCAUGUUGACCCUAUUGGGAAACAGAUGAGAGAAAACCUAGCUACACACUUGGCGCAUACCAUUUAAAAAUGAGUUUUUUUGUGCAUGACAUUUGGUUUUCCGCCAUAGACAACUCAUCUCUCUUGUAAAAACGCUAAAGAUAGAUUAUAGUUUGUAAGAAUGAGCAGUUCUUGCCACAGUGCGGAUGAUAACUGGUUUCUUUUAUCUGCAUUUAUAGUUACACAAGUUAGUCUAGAGUUGCUUAUAUUCGCGAAGUAUAAUUUGACUUUGUAACUUUUUGCUAGAAUGGUUGUUGGAAUGUAACCGAAAUGCCAGGGAUCUUUUGAAGAUAUAGUUGGCAUAUGUAAAGCUAGUUGUAACUUGUGAGUUGUGAUGCAUAUGCUGAAUAUAAUUCAAGGUUCAUUUAA
Molecule: messenger RNA, 1765 nt
Organism: Erigeron canadensis
Lineage: Eukaryota; Viridiplantae; Streptophyta; Magnoliopsida; Asterales; Asteraceae
Product: protein ANTAGONIST OF LIKE HETEROCHROMATIN PROTEIN 1
Exons: 2
Coding region: 156-1424 (422 amino acids)
Cellular component (GO): ESC/E(Z) complex; PRC1 complex
Molecular function (GO): chromatin binding
Source: RefSeq, a predicted model, not a curated record